UUGAGGAAGAGAUACAAAAGCGAGAAAGUCAGUACAGACAAAGGGCAGCAUGGAGCUGGGCUAAAUCCGUCAUACUUCUGCGGAUUGAAUUUUUUCUCUGUAGCAAAGAAAUGGAUCCAGCAAUACAUAAGCUCACACAGCUACCAUUUGAUCACACUGUAUUGGAAACACAUCCUGUAAUACAGUGUAUCAUUGACAACAAUCUCAAUGAGCUGAAAAGCUUGCUGAAUGACAACAACGUCAAUGAAGUUUACCCAUGUGUAAAGUGUAAUGACUACAUAUCCCCACUGAUUGCGGCUGUUAUUAGUCACAACAAGAGCAUUUUUAUUUUCCUUUUGGAGAAGGGUGCAAACCCAGAUGAUGUCUCCAGGGGAGGCUUAACAGCUUUGCACUAUGUCCCACUCUCUGAAGCACCCCCUCUUUUUGUGGAGAAGCUGCUUGAAGCAAAAGCAAAUCUAAGUGGGUGGAAUCAACAACCACUCACACCCCUGCUUAUUGCUGCCAUCAACAACAGGGACGAUGUCUUCAAAUUACUUAUAUCUGCCGGAGCACUAACAUCAUCACCUAUCACUGAUCCUGAUUGUAUCAGUCAUGAUGAACAAAUAUCUCAGAAGAUUCGUAACCUUUCACUGAAAGGAGAUGAACUGUGCUCAAAAGUCAGUUGUUUCCUGGAUGUUGUACGCGCUCUCAAUAAGAAACAACCUGAUGAAGUUUUUCAAACCUUUAGUCACAUGUUGCAGGAGCACCCUCAGACUCACCUGACCAUGAUUGAGACACUAUUUAAUGUAACUGGACCAGAUGCAGAAGAGUACCAACAGAGAAGUAUCACAUGGCUGAAGGACAAUGGCAAUGUGGACUCCUACAUUGCAGGUGUGAUCAGUCGCUUUCCAAACAUUUCCCAGGAAUGUUUAAAUCAGCUAAUUGUUACUAUACAUGCAGUUUUGUGUCCCGGUAAACAGGUACAACAUGACCAAGCAUGUGACCUGAUCCUACUACAACUGGAACAGCUUGGCUCAGAAAAGAGACCUGAUGUAUGUGAAUUCAUUCUGCAAACUCUUUAUGUGAUAACACAGAAAACAAAAGACAAAAAUGAAUUUGAUCCUGCCUUCAUCGAGAAGAUGUGCAGAACAAUAGCUCCGUUUGUGCAUGAGAAACACUCCACUAAAACAAGAGUCUUCACCUAUGGCAUAUUUGGAAACUUGCUCUCAUUCGAUAAUGCAGUAAACUUCAUUACAUCAGAGCCUGAUGACAUAUCUGCAGAAAUGAAUCAACUGAAAAAUCUUAAAGAAGUGAUCAGACGACUGAAAAACUCAGUGUGUGAAGACGUACCGGGGUCCAAGACAGAGAAGAAAAAGUCAGAAAAGCAAGGAGAGCUAAAUGAUGAUGAAGUUAGCUCUACUAGCACCGAAGUAACAGCAGCUGAGCAAUUCAACGUCAACACCACUGCAAAAUCAACACAACGCAGAUGGGUUAAAGUCAGCGAGAAGUGGAGAGAAAAACUACAGGAAAUUUUUAGCACAGAUGAAAGUAAAGUAACCAGAGUAGGGAGCAUGAUUUAUGUGAAAAAUGAAAAAUUUCGCAUAGAGCAGGGGAGUGAGGGUACUGAAGUCUUCUUGGGACUGAGAGAUGAUGGCACUGAAGUUGCUGUGAAGAGAAUGAAUAAAUGCAACUAUCAAGUACUGAAGAACGAGGAAGUAUUUCUACGACUUCCAGAGCUGGAUCAUCAAGCCAUCGUGCGAUAUGUUGACUUUGCAGAGGAUGAGGACUUUGGAUAUCUUGGUCUUCAACUUUGUGAGUACACCCUGGAAGAAUGCAUCACCACCAAUAAAGAUGGUGGUCCGCAGGAGAAGAAUCUUGUCCGUCAGGUCCUUGAGAGUUUGAACGUGCUCCAUCAAGAUCCUCCAAUUCUUCACCGAGAUCUCAAACCAUCAAAUGUUUUGAUUGAUGCUACUGGGAGGGCAAAGUUAGCUGAUUUUGGCAUCAGUAGACGGAUGCCCAAAGGUCAAACUACUUAUCGCACAGGACCUGCUGGAACAAAGUGCUGGAAGGCCAAGGAGACUAUAAUAGCAAAAGCUGACGUACCGUACAAGUCCAACACUGAUAUACAGGUGGCAGGCAUGCUGAUUUAUUAUAUCCUCUCUGGGGGACACCAUCCUUUUGGUGACGAAGAUUAUGAUUGUGAGUACAACAUCGUUAAAGGGAUUUACAAUCUGGACCAUGUUCAAGAUGUGGUGGCAAAGGAUCUCAUUGAAUGGAUGAUCAAUGAAGAACCAAGGCAGAGACCGAAAGUUGAAGAAUGCCUGAGUCAUCCUUUCUUCUGGGGCCAACAGAAGAGGGUCAGAUAUCUGAAAGAGAUUGGAAACCUGGACAAAGUGACUGAUAAGCAAUUGGAAUCAUGGCUGGAAAAAUGUGCCACGGAUGGAUCCUUCAACGGGUGGAAAAAUCAGUUUCCACCAGAGUUAGUCCAGAUAAUGGAGAAAAGGAGACGCUAUGCUGACAACAUUCUUGAUCUGCUAAGAUUCAUACGAAACGCCAUUGUGCACCAUCCAAAGGAGGCAGACAAACUUGAUCUGAUAUCAAUGUUUCCUGCUCUAUUUGGCUGCGUAUACAAAUUUGCAGAAAGCAGAGAGUGGAACUCAGAGCCAGCUCUGAAGGGAAUGUUUAGAAGAGAAGAGUUUCCAGGAGACGAUAUGACCACCAAAGCUGCAGUCUCAUCUACAAACUCUGAGGAAAAUGUGAAAAGUCCGAUCCAAGAAACUCAAACAUCCACUAGACCUACUGAAAAGUGACACCAGGAUAAAAGCACCAGGUACUUGAUUUAGCAGAAUCUUGAUUCAGAUGUUAAGUAGGCCUGCUGUCACCGAGUGGACUUGAAUGAACUGCUGCUAAAUAAUUAAUCAUGACGAAAAAAUCCUACAUUUGUAUUUUGCUGUGGUAGCAUAAGUAGCAACAACACAAAUCUCGAAGCCUCUUGAUGUUGGAGGCCUGGCUCUUUGAAAUUAGCUAUUCAUAGUAUAGAUUUUUUAACAUUGAAACAUGCGAUCUGUGCUCUUAUAGAAGGAAGUCACAUGAAUAAAUCUAUGAGAGACUAAAAAUCAAACUAAGAAUAAAAGUCCAGCAAAGAGAGAUUAAUGAAAAAAGUGAUAACAUUUUAAAAUUCAUGCCUCAGAAGUUUACCAGUAGCAUGACGAAGGAGCUCUGGAUUAGGUUAAGUUUUUCUGUGUCUAUUUUUUAAUUGUAUGUAUUUCUACCUUUACAAUGUUUUUUAAAAUACAUGUCACACUAUAUUGUUGGAUUUGAUUUUGUUCAUAUAAGUGUACCGUAUAAAGGUCCUUGUUUUAGGUCAAGACCUCUUCUAUGCAACCUGGGAACAUAAAUUACCGUUCUACAAGUUUAGGAAUGUGAUUGGCCUGAAGCCACAUGACAAAUAAUCCAGCACAAAUAUGUGAGGGUGCUCAAAAAAAAUCCAAUGUGAACAACUAAUCAUUCUUUACUUUUGAUGUCUUCGAGGUUAUGUUGUUUAAUUUUUGAGUAUUACUUAGUGUAAGAAUAACUUGUGUUUUGGUCAAUAAAAUAUGAUGUCACAACAUUAA
Messenger RNA from Notolabrus celidotus (New Zealand spotty), 3593 nucleotides. RefSeq names its product 2-5A-dependent ribonuclease-like. Gene Ontology annotation, cellular component: IRE1-TRAF2-ASK1 complex. Gene Ontology annotation, biological process: intrinsic apoptotic signaling pathway in response to endoplasmic reticulum stress; protein phosphorylation; mRNA processing. NCBI's taxonomy places the organism in Eukaryota, Metazoa, Chordata, Actinopteri, Labriformes, Labridae. The coding region runs from base 111 to 2789 and encodes 892 amino acids. Gene Ontology annotation, molecular function: RNA endonuclease activity; protein serine/threonine kinase activity; ATP binding. The transcript is spliced from 7 exons. The record is from RefSeq and is a predicted model, not a curated record.